Molecule: messenger RNA, 2103 nt
Organism: Phoenix dactylifera (date palm)
Lineage: Eukaryota; Viridiplantae; Streptophyta; Magnoliopsida; Arecales; Arecaceae
Source: RefSeq, a predicted model, not a curated record
AAUUAUUUUUUUAUUAUUUUAUUUGUCGGCUAGAGACGGAAAUAGGAUUUUUAUUCAUAGGAUCCAUGGAUCCUAUAGGAUUCGGGCCGUUCCUAAUCCUUCCCUAACAGACCCUAAUUGUGCGUGCGUGCAUGGCUAGCUGGCUCUCUAGCUAGCUAUAUUGUUUUGAUUGUUUGGAUUUUCUAAUUAACCAAAUAUUUGUUGCAAUGGUUAAUAUAUGAAACAUAGUGGCUAAUUUCUUCGGAUCCUUUUAUCAAUUCCUAAAAAAAUUGGAACUUGUUGUGUCCCACUGCUAAAUAUUUGUAGAUGGCGUUGCUCCAAUGAAGAUUAGCAUAUUUGUUUCGUUGAUUAAGAUUCUGAGAACUGUCAAUCUAGUGAAACAUGGAUCGAGCAGUCCGCUAUGCUUGCCAAAAAUAUCAAUUUUUUUACGGCCGAAGCGUGUCCUCCCUUAGACGUUGCCGUCCAUUAGCCGUUAUUAAAUUGAAUGGCUCUUCAAUGUUGAACCUUCGCGCAAAAGCGUCCAAGUUCGUUGACUCCCACAUUCCAGUCUGCUAAAACGGCCUGGAAGCAGCAAUUGGCGUGAAACAGAAGGCGCCAGAAAGAUUGACCCUCCCAGAAGGGCGUCCAGGUUCUUCCAUCGGAGAAAGAUGGGCGUCUAGGUUCAUUGUACCUCGAGUUCGAGAUAAUGAAGCGGGCCCCGCGAUUCACACCAUAGACCUGAGUUCAUGUCAUGCGAGCAUCCGUACGGGGCAUCCCGAGGCUGUCCCCGCUUCUCCCAUCAGCCUCUGAAACCCAAACAAAAUCCCCGAGGAAGAGAGAGAAGACGUCGAAAGAGGUCCUGGGGUUCUGAUCUCGAAUUGGAUGUUAGGGUUUUGAUUCGAAGAGGACGAUCCGACGCCGUUUCUGCUUCGUCAUUGGAUCUUUCUUCCUCUUCUCUGAGAUCGAGGAGACAUUUGAGUACCUUUCUCUCAUUUUUCUGGCUGUGACCAUGGUGCUGUGGGUAUUUGGGUAUGGAUCAUUGAUAUGGAAUCCUGGAUUUGACUUUGAUGAGAAAAUAGUUGGCUUCAUCAAGGACUACAGGCGUGUGUUCGAUCUUGCAUGCAUAGAUCACAGAGGUACACCAGAGAAUCCAGCUAGAACUUGCACAUUGGAGGCCAAAAAAGGAGCAGUUUGUUGGGGCACUGCAUAUUGUGUUAGAGGAGACAGAGAAAAGGAAAGGGCAGCAAUGAAGUAUUUGGAGAGAAGAGAAUGCGAAUAUGACCAGAAAACUUCUGUGGACUUUUACAAGGAAGAAGAUCUUCUUAGGCCAGCUGUAACAGGAGUUUUGGUAUUCACAUCCACCCCAGAUAAAAAGGCCAGCAAGUACUAUUUGGGUCCAGCUCCCUUGGAGGAAACAGCAAGACAAAUUGCUACUGCCCAUGGUCCUUGCGGGAACAAUAGGGACUAUCUGUUUCUUCUGGAGAAGGCAUUGUUCAAUAUAGGUCAUCAAGAUGAUUGCGUGAUUGAGCUCGCGAACGAGGUGAGAAAGAUAAUUGGCAGUUUGAAAGGGACGGGGGUUGUAUCUUACGUGCGAAAGGACACACCUUCUUUCAUGCGAAUCCACCAUUGGAUGGGGCAAUGGCCGCUUAGAGAUCUAUGUGGGCGGAUGAAUGGAAAAGUUUGGAGUGCUUUGAGAUCUGUGCAAGAUGUGAUCCAAUGGUCGAUGUGGCGAAAAAAUAUUAAUCAUUCUUUCACGCAGAAGAUACGGCCCGAACCCAUUUGAAGGUGAGGAUAGCUGAGGUCUCUAUCUCCUAGAAGCCCCAUGAAGCUCUUCUGCAUCCUUUAUCCCUUUUCGAAACUACUGUCGCAGUGGAUUCUUGAUAAGAGGCCAGGAGACAAUUUCAGUCGUCGUCCAGCAGAUAUGGCAGCAUCCAUGUGUUUGUCUCGUACAUUUCCAAUUUUUCACUUGAUUGUACACCCUUACUCGGAGCCCCUUGGCAACGCUCUCUAUUUUUAACUUGGACUAUACAUCCUGAAUUCAAGUACUUUGAGAUCGGUGCAAGAUGUAAUCUUAUCGUUGUGUCAAAGCUGAGUCUCUUCUUGCAAUGGAUUCUUUCAUACUAA